This is a messenger RNA of Peronospora farinosa, 1101 nucleotides long. NCBI's taxonomy places the organism in Eukaryota, Oomycota, Peronosporomycetes, Peronosporales, Peronosporaceae. The record is from the annotation of a GenBank genome assembly.
AUGGAUAUGUCGACCGUCAAAAUUAUCCUGGCUCUCGCGGCGACGUGGGGAGUAGGCACAAAGCAUGGCGAUAUACCAAACGCCUACGUGAAGGCAGACAAAGAGGCCGAUCUCGAAAUCCUUUUGCAAGUGCCCAAAGGAAUGGACGUGAGCGGCGACACUGUCAACGAAUUGGAAGCAACGAACGUAAGCGAGCUUGCGUUGCAACUUCGUAAGAGCUUGUACGGCCACAAACAGCAAGAUGGAAGCGAUCUCGUGGUGGUAGGGGUCUACAUUGAUGACUUACUCGCAACUGGUACGAACGCGGCAGCGGUUGAUCGCUUCUUUAAGAGUCUUGGCAGCCUGUCCAUUAAGGACCUAGGUCACGUGAACAAAUUUUUGGGGAUGCGAGUAGCGGUCGACGACGACGGCAGCUACGUGAUCGACCAAGAAGGCGCCAUAAAUGACCUCCUGAGAGAGCAUGGACUCGACGACGCGAACUCGACACGCACUCCCAUUGGCGCGGACUGCUACGAAGUCCCAACAACAGACAGCGCGCUGCUGAUCGCCGAAGAAGGUGAGGGCCCUAGCAUCCGGAGCUUCCAGUCGCUCGUUGGCAGCCUACUGUGGGUGGCGCGCUGCACACGGUCAGACAUUGCGUUCGCUGUCCACAAGGUGACGCGCCAGACGCACCAGCCGCGCGUCCACGACUUCAAACUCGCGAAGCGCAUUGCGCGAUACCUGAAGGGCACCCGGAAAUACAAGUUAUGUAUGACACCAACGAAGAAUGCAGGCAAGUCGGUGACUUUGGAGUCGUACUCAGACGCAGACUUUGCUGCCGAUAAGGCAGAUCGGAAGUCGCUGACUGGCGGAGUCAUUCGCCUGAACGGGAUGGCAGAGCAGGCGCGUGAGUUGCUUGGCAUUCGACAGAUGCUGUGCGAAGUUGGUUUGCCACCCGGACUGCCGAUGACGCUCCACGUCGACAAACACGCAGCUGUACGGCGAGGCGUCAUCCCUGAAAGCCAAGCACAUCGAUGUGCGCCUCAACUUGCAGACCUAAUGACGAAGGCCGUGGAUGCAGCCAAGCUGGCCUUGCUGUGUGUGUUGAUGAACCUCGAAUAG